This is a messenger RNA of Capronia coronata CBS 617.96, 3321 nucleotides long. Its product is annotated as DNA mismatch repair protein MSH3. Gene Ontology annotation, cellular component: nucleus. Bases 1 to 3321 code for a protein of 1106 amino acids. Gene Ontology annotation, molecular function: ATP binding; ATP-dependent DNA damage sensor activity; mismatched DNA binding. The record is from RefSeq and is a predicted model, not a curated record. NCBI's taxonomy places the organism in Eukaryota, Fungi, Ascomycota, Eurotiomycetes, Chaetothyriales, Herpotrichiellaceae. Gene Ontology annotation, biological process: mismatch repair; mitotic recombination. The transcript has a single exon.
AUGGCAUCGUCGCAAAAGAAGCAGCAGACUUUGUCCGCAUUCUUCAAGAAACCUUCUUCGCAACCUUCCACGCUCUCUCAAGGCCGAGUCGCUGAUAAUCACGACGAUGACGACGAAGAUGAUCUGGUGUUGCCUGUCGCAAAGAAACGCAGGAUUAAUCCUAUUUCGGACACCCUCGACGGGAAUGGAAUAGAGACAGAAGAAAGCGCGGAGCAGACUAGGACCUUGAGACCAGUUGUGGCAAAUGGACAGUCCACAACCACAACCCUAGUUGCGCCUUCAGGAUCCGAGAGGACUUCCAAAUACAUCUUCUCCUCAACGCCUCUUCAAGAGAACCAAGAAGUCGACGAACCUAACAGCCCGGACAGGCGACGAAAGGACGAACUGCAUCGCAAGUUCGUUAAGAAAUUGGGCAGACCGGACAGCAUCGCGGAGAUUAAGAGGCGAAAUCGAGCACUUGAGGAUGACGCUGGAGAGAACGAGGACGAUGAGGGAGAAGAUAAUACCGUCGAAGAGGCGCCAAAGCCAACAGGUCGCACAAAAGCAGGUACAAAGAAGGGCGGUAGCAAACUAACCCCCAUGGAGAAACAAGUGAUCGAGAUCAAGAAGGCUCAUAUGGACACCCUUUUGGUGGUGGAAGUCGGUUACAAGUUUCGUUUCUUCGGUGAAGAUGCUAGAAUUGCGGCGCGAGAAUUGGGCAUCGUAUGUAUCCCAGGGAAGUACCGCUUCGACGAACACCCUUCCGAAGCUCAUCUGGAUCGAUUUGCUUCUGCGAGCAUUCCUGUCCACCGUCUGCACGUACAUGUCAAGCGAUUGGUGGCUGCAGGCCACAAGGUCGGGGUCGUCCGUCAACUCGAGACGGCAGCGCUCAAGGCUGUUGGCGAUAACAGAAACGCGCCCUUUGUUCGCAAACUCACAAAUCUGUACACCAAAGGCACCUAUAUCGAUGACGUUGAGGCAAUUGAGGACGAUGGCAAAGGCAGUUCUAUGCCGCACUCGCCGUCCACCGGUUUUCUGCUUUGCAUGACCGAGGUGAAUGUCAAAGGGUACGGCAACGAUGAAAAGGUCCAUGUCGGUCUUGUUGCGGUCCAACCUGCCACAGGGGAUAUCGUAUAUGAUGACUUCGAGGACGGUUUCAUGCGCAGUGAGAUCGAAACACGUCUGCUCCAUAUUGCACCUUGCGAAUUUCUCAUUGUUGGUGAUCUUUCCAGGGCGACAGAGAAACUUGUGCUUCAUUUGUCAGGCAGCAAAACCAAUGUCUUCGGGGACAAGAUUCGGGUCGAACGGACGGCAAAACCCAAGACCAUGGCAGCGCAAGCACACAGCCAUAUCUCUACGUUCUAUACCGACCGGCUCAAGGAGUCCCGGGUGGAUCAAGACAAAGCGACAAGCAUAUUUGACAAGAUACUGGGCUUGCCGGAAAAUGUAACUGUCUGUCUGUCUGCGAUGAUAAAUCAUCUGUCCGAGUACGGCCUGGAACAUGUUUUCCAGCUUACGAAGUACUUCCAGCCAUUUUCUGCUCGCUCGCAUAUGCUGCUGAAUGGCAACACACUUACCAGUCUGGAGAUCUACCAAAAUCAAACAGAUCUUUCCACCAAAGGAAGUCUCUACUGGAUGAUGGACAGAACACAGACCCGCUUUGGAGGGAGACUUCUUCGCAAAUGGGUCGGACGCCCUCUGUUGGACAAGCAGAGCAUCGAGGAACGCUUGACUGCAGUCGCGGAGCUUCUUGAUCCUGUCAAAUCGAUGCAUGUCGAAAAACUGCGACAUGUGCUGUCCAAGAUGAAAACCGACCUGGAAAAGAGCCUCAUAAGAAUCUAUUAUGGGAAGUGCACGCGGCCGGAGCUCUUGAAUGUCCUACAGUCACUGCAGUUGCUGACAAACGAGUUUGCACAUGUGACUGAUGCAGCAUCUACCAACUUCGAGUCGAGUCUGAUAUCGUCCGCCAUAACGUCUCUGCCCUUAAUUUUAGAGGAAGUGGUGGGCUACCUCGAGAGAAUCAAUCUGCAGGCUGCCCGGUCUGACGACAAAUACGACUUCUUCCAAGAGAGCUUCGAGAACGAUACGAUCACUGAGCACAAGUUCGGUAUUGCAGGCGUAGAGCAUGAUCUGGACGAAUUUCGUUCCACUGCAGCAGAGAAGUUGGGCAAGCAGCGACCCGUCGACUAUGCCACAGUUGCCGGUAUUGAUUAUUUGAUCGAAGUCGACAACAACUCAGCCACCAUCAAAAAAGUGCCUGCGUCUUGGGCAAAGAUCUCAGGGACAAAGAAGAUGUCGAGAUUCCAUGCACCCGAAGUGGUCAAACUCCUGCGCGAACGCGACCAACACAAAGAAUCUCUCGCUGCAGCGUGCGACAAGGCAUACAAGGAUCUUUUGGCCGACAUCAGCACCAAAUACCAGCUUUUCCGCGAUACCGUGCAAAGCCUCGCGCGUUUAGAUUGUCUUCUCUCGCUUGCCAAUGUCGCCUCGCAACCUGGCUACGUGCGGCCGAAUUUCACGGAGGGCACGAAGAUCGAUGUCGAAGGAGCCCGUCAUCCCAUGGUAGAACAGCUCCUCAUAGACACAUACGUUCCCAACAACGUCUCGGUGUCGCAAGACGCGACGAGAGCCCUCCUGGUGACGGGUCCCAACAUGGGCGGCAAGUCGUCAUACGUGCGCUCCGUGGCUCUCAUCUCCAUCAUGGCACAAAUCGGGUCUUUCGUCCCAGCAACGUCCGCGACCUUAGGCAUCCUCGACGCCGUCUUCACCCGCAUGGGCGCCUUCGACAACAUGAUGUCGGGCGAAAGCACGUUCAUGGUCGAGCUCAGCGAGACCAGCGACAUCCUCAAACUCGCGACGGACCGAAGCCUUGUGGUCCUCGACGAACUGGGCCGUGGAACGAGUACCCACGACGGCGUCGCAAUUGCAGCCAGCGUGCUGGACUAUCUUGUCCGCGAACGCAAGUGCUUGACUCUGUUUAUCACGCAUUAUCAGAUGCUCGCGCGCAUGGCGGACGGCUUUCCCAACGGGGAAUUGAAGAACGUCCACAUGCGCUUCACUGAGCAGGACGACGAGAACGUCACCUUCCUCUACGAAGUCGCUGAGGGCGUCGCGCAUCGAAGCUACGGCCUCAAUGUCGCGAGGUUGGCCAAUAUUAGCGAGUCGGUCAUCGAUGUUGCAAGGCGGAAGAGCGCUGAGCUCGAAGCCGCUACGAAGGCGAGGCAGUUGGCUGCUCUGGCGAGAAUGCUCGGCGCACCAGACAAGGGAGACAUGACUGGCGGAGUUGUUAGGUCUGAUGCGGAGCGGUUGGAUGCUAUUAUUGAAGGGAUUGAGAUGCUGUAG